Messenger RNA from Hydatigera taeniaeformis, 399 nucleotides. The record is from the annotation of a GenBank genome assembly. Lineage: Eukaryota; Metazoa; Platyhelminthes; Cestoda; Cyclophyllidea; Taeniidae.
AUGGCAUGGCAACGGCAUUAUCAGAUCCGUCAAUUCUACACCUGGAAUGAUGUCGCUCAACGUACUGAAGUCGCUUAUUAUGCGGCGAUGUCACGGCCUCGUAUCACUGCCAAAGACGCAAUCGUUGCGGCGUAUGAAAGGCUGGGUCCAGUGUGUGGAAUUAUAAUGGCAAUCGGAUGGAUGAUUGAAUGGUUUCUCAUCAUCCUCUUGGAGUGGUUCAAACCAUCCAAUACAGUUGGUCGAGUGCCUCACUUCCUUACGACACCAUCACAACUUGAAGUGUGGAACCGAAUGGAUACUUCGCCUUAUGGCGAAGGAGAGACGGAGGCGACGCCAGACAGUGGCACUGGUGAGGUGUGCUGUCAAAGCACGACCUGUCAUCAUCCCCACUUCAUGUGA